This is a messenger RNA of Abrus precatorius (Indian licorice), 627 nucleotides long. Its product is annotated as transcription factor DYT1-like. Gene Ontology annotation, biological process: regulation of DNA-templated transcription. The coding region runs from base 35 to 532 and encodes 165 amino acids. Gene Ontology annotation, molecular function: DNA-binding transcription factor activity; protein dimerization activity; sequence-specific DNA binding. The transcript has 3 exons. Gene Ontology annotation, cellular component: nucleus. The record is from RefSeq and is a predicted model, not a curated record. NCBI's taxonomy places the organism in Eukaryota, Viridiplantae, Streptophyta, Magnoliopsida, Fabales, Fabaceae.
UCUAUCAAAUGAAAAUGGUAGUAGCAAGGAAAGGAUGAGUAGGAAGAAGAACUAUGAUGAUGACACAAAAGAGUACAAAUCCAAGAAUCUUGAGACUGAAAGGAGGAGGAGGGAAAGGCUAAGUAGCAGGCUCUUGAUGCUGCGCUCUUUAGUACCUAUCAUCACAAAUAUGAAUAAAGCAACAAUUAUUGAAGAUGCUAUCACCUACAUCAUGAAGCUGCAAGACAAAGUCCAUAGUCUCAGUCAAGAGCUUCACCAAAUGGAAGCAACCUCGAAGGAAACAGCAGAGACAAAAAUGGAUGAAAUUGAUGCUGUUGAUGAUAUGAAAAAUUGGGGGAUACAGGCAGAGGUUAGAGUGGCACACAUAGAUGUGAAUAAACUCUGGGUCAAGAUCAUCAUUGAGAAGAAGCGGGGAAGAUUCAAGAAAUUGAUGGAGGCCCUGAACAAUUUCGGCAUUGAGUUUAUAGAAACCAAUCUCACAACCAUAAAAGGAGCUGUUCUGAUUACCAGCUGCAUACAGGUGAUUCUGUGAAAGAAUAAUCAAACUUGUUUUUUACUACCAGUAAUUAUGAUUUCAUCUCAGCAAGAGUAGCAUGCACGCUUUGUUAUCAAACCCAGAAGAAGAGA